This is a messenger RNA of Paramecium tetraurelia, 393 nucleotides long. RefSeq lists its product as uncharacterized. The record is from RefSeq and is a predicted model, not a curated record. The transcript has 2 exons. NCBI's taxonomy places the organism in Eukaryota, Ciliophora, Oligohymenophorea, Peniculida, Parameciidae.
AUGUAAUAACACUACGCUGAGAUAAAUCGAAGUAAUUCAGCCUUACUCAGAAGGAUGAUGUAUAUCAACUCUCACACUACUAAUCUCAAUAAAUAAAAGCUUGUAAAAUCGUACAAGGAAAUAUCUCACGUUUUCAAAAACAACAAAUAGUUGCACACUGAAAGAGACCGAGUGCAGGACGAAAAUGAAAAAAUAGUGGCCAGACUCUAAGCAACAAAAUCUUAUUAUGAAAGAGAUAAUUAGCUGAUUAAAGCUUAAAAGUACAUAGCGUGUCGAAACAACAUAUCAUAAAAUGCAAGUAUUAAUAUUGUAAGAUCAGGACGAACGGCGUAUCAGGACUUUUGUGAUGAAUCGUAUGGGUUAACAAAGAUAUCUUUAUCCAAGCAAUACUGA